Messenger RNA from Kluyveromyces lactis, 4338 nucleotides. It is a transcript of the gene CAT8, whose product is annotated as DNA-binding transcription factor CAT8. The coding region runs from base 1 to 4338 and encodes 1445 amino acids. Gene Ontology annotation, molecular function: DNA binding; DNA-binding transcription factor activity, RNA polymerase II-specific; zinc ion binding. The record is from RefSeq and is a predicted model, not a curated record. The transcript has a single exon. NCBI's taxonomy places the organism in Eukaryota, Fungi, Ascomycota, Saccharomycetes, Saccharomycetales, Saccharomycetaceae. Gene Ontology annotation, biological process: regulation of DNA-templated transcription; DNA-templated transcription.
AUGGUCGAGAAGAAAGAUUCAGCUGGCCGGUUUAAUGGACAACCGAGCCAUGGCGGGCCGAGGUUUAUUAGGACGCUGGGCUCGCAGUCAUUAAGUGGUCUGAAUCCUUUAUCCAAUGCGCAGCAAGGGGUUUCUCAGCAACAACAACACCUAAGCCAUCAUUCUCAUAACGUUACAGACUCAGACUCUCCCAGUAUUCAAGAUUCCGGGAUUCCUAUCACAUCCGCUUUGAUCAAGAAGGAGUCACCUAGUCAUGCGGUUUCUGGUAUACCGUCUAACUCAAACAGUAUUAAUAACAAUAGUAAAAGCAAUUCCAAUAAUAAUCCAUCCAGUGUUUUUAGCAGCAGAAAUAAUACAUCGAUACAACAAUUGCAGCAGGGCCCAUCACCUACACUGUCGAAUUCAGAGUCGCCCGUAAACGCGUCCCUUUUAUCGUCUAUCACUACACCGUUGUUGCAUCAAACUGGUUCGGCAAGCCAUCCGCCAUCUAAUACGGGGUCCAGUACCAAUGGGACAACAACUCCUUCGUAUCGUGUGGCUCAAGCGUGUGACAGAUGUAGAGCCAAGAAAAUUAGAUGUGAUGGUAAGAGGCCGCAGUGUACACAGUGUGCUGCGGUUGGUUUUGAAUGUAAAAUUAGUGAUAAGCUAAGCCGUAGAGCUUUCCCAAGAGGAUACACAGAAACGUUGGAAGAACGAGUAAGGGAACUUGAAGCUGAAAAUAGAAGGUUGGUAGCUCUCUGCGAUUUGAAAGAAGAGCAAUUGCAUUUGGUAUCGAAAUAUAGUAACAGCAAGGACGAAAACGGAGUAGAGAUUCCAUCCACCGAAGAAGAACAAAUUUUGCAUGAACUCUCUAAGACCAAUGGCGGUUCCCUAAGAGUCAGUUCCACGAACUUAUACUUACUUAAUAAGAAAGCUUCGCCUGGUGAUGAUAGUCAUAUUGAGUCAUCAGAGCCAUCUAUACCAGUUCGCAAAGUGGCAAUCACUGCGCCUUCACCACGCAUCAUGUCGCCAAGAAACAGUGUUGCGGAUUCUGAUCCAUCCCAAACUAAUACCGGUAAUAACGACCAUAUUCAUUCCAAUAAUAAUAACCACAAUCAAAACAAUAGUACUGAUCCUUACGGAAUUUCUUUCGAACAAAAUGAAGCGCCAGGUCUUCCCGCGCUAAAAGCUCUCUCAUCUUUGUCGAAGUAUAAGCAAGGAACUCAGUUGGCCACAUUGGUCGCCGUUUCAGUGCCUAGAACAACUGAAGAAAUUCUCUUCGUUCCUCAACUUUUGGCACGUAUCGGUCAAAUUCAUGGUUUUACUUCAAAACAAUGCAUAUAUACCGCAUCCGUCCUAGCAUCCUUAAAAGAAAACAACAUCUCUUCAAUUCCACCAGAGUUAGAAGUGUUGAAAAAUCAUAACCUAUGGGAAAUUGACGAUGUCUUGCAUUUCUGGAAGAACGUGUUCAAGUUGGAUUUUAUGACACAUACUGCCGUGGACCAUUCCUCUACUCAUUUAAAUUUUGCCGAAGUCGAAGAAUUGAUGCAACUCUUUUUUCAGGACUGGUACGAGCUAAUUCCUUUGUUCGAUAAAAAUGAAUUCAACUCAUACUAUGAAAAGUUCAAGCUGAACGUAACUGACCCCAAUUUCUUUGUCAGAAAAGAUGACACUGUUUUCAACAACCGCACUAGAUCUAUUUCCUAUAAAAUCUUCUCCUGUUUGUUGAUUAUAAUAGUUCAAAUGGGCAUGUUAUCUAAGAUCAAAAGAGACAAGAUAACAUCUGGUAAAUUGAGUACAUUAAUGAAGUACUAUGAUAAGCUAAUGACUCAUAUUUGGAUCAAUCCGUACUUCAAUUCGAGAAAUACUUCCAUUCAGGUUUUACAAUGUCUUUCGAUGCUAUUAUUUUAUAUGCUAAAUGUUGGAGACAUUUCUUCCAUUUACGAACUUCGUGGAAAAGUUGUUUCAAUGUCACAACAACUAAGGUUACACAGGUGUCCUAGUGCUGUACUAGGUGGUGAUGGUUCCACUGUCUCCAAAGUACAGCAAGGUGAAAGACGUAUCCUCUUCUGGAGUAUUUAUUACUUGGAUGUGUUUAGUGCUCUUCAACUUGGUGUCCCGAGGUUGCUCAAAGACUUUGAAAUUGAAUGCGCUCUGCCAGUAACUAGUGACGACGACAGACAGGUCAAUUUGGCGGGCCAAAUGAUCGCAUUAGAAGGUAAAGUGUCUCAGUUUUCUUUGUCUGUGAUAAGAUUUGCCAAAGUUAUGGGGAAUAUUUUAGAUUCAACGUUCAAGAGAGGCAUGACUACAUCACUGACUAAACAAGCAGCUUUGGUGCAUGAGAACGCCCUUGAUAAUUGGAGACAUGGUUUACAGAAAGAUCUCUUUUUCCAAUUAGAUGUUAAUGGCACGAUUAAUAUGGACGAAUUCAAUCAACAAAAGCAAUACUCUAAAUCACUUUCACCACGCACUGCCGCUUUUACUCACAAUUCCUUGGUGUUAAUGACGUUGUAUUUUAUGGCUAAAUGUAUGAUUCACCUACCGGUCGUGGCUACCAAGCCACUUGUUGCUGAGGCAAUUCAAACCCCAACCGAUAAUCAAACUGAAAACGGAUCGGUUGACAGAUCUCUGUCAUCAUAUGUCCUAUUACAGCAAGCGACCAAUACGCUCCUAAACGUUUUGACAGCGUUGAACUCUAUAUAUCUGCCGUUACCUAUAAAUUUGGCAAGAACCAAGACUCGUUUUGGUUUAUUCAGCGCACGUGGCUCGUUGGAAUAUACCAAAGGUGGUGCAUUAUUCCAAGACAACAAAGCCUUAUUACUAGACUUAGUAAAAGAACUGGAGACUGAUAAGAAAUUAGAACUACCAGGCAAUACAAGCUGGCAUAGCUUGAAACUAUUUGAUCUCUCGAUUAACUUGAUCUUGCAACCUGUCAAUUCAAAUCCAGAGAAGACAGAAAAGAUGAUACAAAAGAAAAUUAACUACUACAACAAGCUAAUGGGGCAGCCUACUGUUGCCGUUAAGCGUAAACGAGACCCGAAGGCUACAGAAAAUACAUCAAAAAAAGUUAAGGUUGAAGAUGAUCAUAGUCAGGACAAUCUGCACAACAUUACUACUGGCGAGACCACUGAUACUGUCCACUCUGAAGAGUUAGUCAAGGACGUACCCAAAGAAUUGAAUGUUUAUCCUGAAAACUACACUACAAUUGAAGAAGCGUUCCAAAUGGAUCCAGUAUUGAACACUAAUUUGUUCAGUAACACCGAUCUCAAGACUUUGUUCAAUUCAGGUAUCUUUGAAAAUGCGGGCAGCAUCCAUAACAACAUUAAUGACAAUAACAAUAAUAAUAAUAAUACUAAUAAUACUAAUAAUAAUAAUGGUUCUAGUAGGAACAUUCACAAUCUUGGUGCAGGCAUUGAAGACAUAGACCAUGGGAUGAGCUUGAGAAGCAAUGACGCUUCGUUGUUGAAUCUUUCUAAUGCACUCGGUAAUCAUGGAAACAGUGCUGAGGGGAUGAAGGAUGGCACAAGUGUGUCGAAUUUAUUGAAUUUAAGUACCAGUGACAGUUUAUUCAAAGUACCUAGCAAUGGAGACUUUUUGAAGGAUUAUUACAUUAACAAUAUGAGUAACACAGGACUAUCUAACCUGCACACUUCUUCUGUGAACAAGGGUCCUUCAUUAUCACAGUUGGGCUCUCUAUUCAUGUCGAGUGGGUCGGGAACAAAUUUACCAUAUAGCAAUGUACGUGGAGAAUCGAAACACCCAUCUGGGGUAAAUCUGAACAAACAACGUGCCCAACCUGCAAUGGAUGGUUUCUCAUUUGCUGCAGAUGCAUCACUCGGGCUAGCACCAUUGCUAGCCUGGUCUCCGGACGCUAAACCUCAAUUGAAUAGUAACAAUGGGAAUGACGGUUUGAACCCUGCGACAGGCAUUGUACUUGAAUCUGGCGACAAUGAUUCUACUAAUGCAUCAGUCGUUCAAUUACAACAGCACCAACAGCAGACUCACCACCCUCCCUCCCACAACAGCUCAUCUAUUCCAAUGGGAAAGCAAUCCAGCACAUCAGAUCGUCAAAACAGCCAUCAUCAAGAUAAUGUUGGAAGUUUCCAUUCCAUGCAUUCUCCGACUAUUCCAGAGCAAACCUCUGCACAGGGAUUGCAUCAACAUCAGAUGCUUGGCAUGCCUAACAGCACACUAAACUCGGAUACCAAUACCGGUGGUGCUAAUGUUACAAAUAGUAUUUCAAGCACCAAUCGCCGUGGACCAAGACGCCGUUGGAAUAACGCUGCAUCAUCGUCAGACCCUAAUUCUGCUGGUGAUUCAUCAGUGUCCGAUUUGCUGCGCUGGCAAAAUGGAAAUUGA